CUGUUCUGGACGUUUCCUACGUGGCAUCGCACAGCGCGUGGGCUGUCGUGUCCGGCUUCUCUCACUCAGCACGAGGUGUCAGGUUCGUCCACUGUGUUGCAUGUGUCAGCUCUUCUCCAUGGACAUUUUGGGCCUUUGUUGACAGCAGAGAGAGGGGGUCAGAAACCAAGACUCUCAGAGGUUGAGAAACAGACACAGAGAAGAGUGAGUCUUCUUUCUGGUUCAGCUUCAAUGUGUUCCGGCGCAAGGACAGGGUGGCUGGGGCCUCGCUGGCGCGCGGAAGCUCAUCUGUGGCCGCGGGCCUCCCAGGGGACCCCAUGGGCCAGCCAGUGGCCAGGCUGGUGCCCGUGCUCCUCCUCCUGCUCCCCAAGCGGGGUGCUGGAUCCUGCAGCAGCAGUGGGUGCUGUUUCCAGGACCCGCCAUACCCGGAUGCAGACUCAGGCUCGACUUCGGGCCCCAGGGAUCUGAACUGCUACCGGACAUCCAGCGCUGGUUACGAGUGCUCCUGGCGGUAUGAGGGCCCCGCGGCCGGGGUCAGCCACUUCCUGCGCUGCUGCCUCAGGCCGGGGCGCUGCUGCUACUUUGCGGCCGGCUCAGCCACCACGCUGCAGUUUUCCGACCAGGACGGCAUAUCUGUGCUUUACAACGUCACGCUCUGGGUGGAAUCCCGGACCGCGAACCGCACGGAGAAGUCGCCUGAGGUUACCCUGCAGCUGUACAGCUCAGUUAAAUACGACCCUCCACCAGGAGACAUCAAGGUGUCCAGGGUGGCGGGGCAGCUGCGCAUGGAGUGGGAGACGCCCGCCCGCCAGGGUGGGGCCGAGGUGCAGUUCCGGCACCGGACGCCUGGCAGCCCGUGGAAGUUGGGCGACUGCGGACUGCAGGAUGACGCUGGCUUCGAAUCGUGCCUCUGCCCCCUGGAGACCGAUGCGGUCCAGGAAUUCCAGCUUCGGCGGCGGCGCAGGCCAGAGGCCCCGGGAGGUCUCUGGAGCAGCUGGAGCAGCCCUGUGUGCGUUCCCCCUGAAAACCCCCCCGAGCCCGAGGUGAGGUUCUCAGUGAAGCAGCUUGGCCACGAUGGGAGGAGGCAGGUGACCCUGGAGGGGCAGCCGCCGCCGCUCGAGCUCCCGGAAGGCUGCCGCGGGCCGGCGGCGGGCGUGCAGGUCGCCUACCGCGUCCGCCUGCGCAUGCUGUCCUGCCCGUGCCAGCCCCACGCCGCCAGGACGCUCCGCCUGCCGCGCACGCUCCUGCUGUCGGGCGCCGCCUACGACCUGGCCGUCGUCUCCCGGACCCGCCUCGGCCACGGCCCCAACCGCACGUGGCACAUCCCGGCGGCCGAGCGCCCAGAACCGGGGGCUCUGAGUAUCAGCGCCGGAGCCCAUGGGACCACCCUGCGCUGGCCAGCCCGGGCCCAGGGCACGACAUACUGCAUUGAGUGGCAGCCCCAGGGCCAGGAUGGGAGCCUCGCCACCUGCACCCUGACUGCACCCCAGGACCAGGACCCCGCUGAAAUGGCAACCCACAGCUGGAGCUGGGCGUCUGCAGUGAUGGCACAGAGGGCAUGUUACCACAUCACCAUCUUUGCCUCUGAGCGCCCAGAGAAGCCCACCUCAUGGUCCACAGUCUUGUCCACUUACCACUUUGGAGGCAAUGCCUCGGGGGCUGGGAGCCCACAGCGCGUGUCGGUGAAGCAGCUGGGCCGGGACUCGGUGUCUGUGGCCUGGACGCCGUCCCUGCUGAGCACCUGCCCCGGCGUCCUGAAGGAGUAUGUCGUGCGCUGCUGGGAAGAGGGCAGCGGCCCGGGCUCAGAGCUGCCCGUGAAGCCCACGGAGACCCGGGCCACCCUGGGCGGCCUGCGCGCCGGCGCCGCCUACACGGUGCAGGUGCGCGCGGACACGGAGACGCGGCGCGGCGCCUGGAGCCCGCCCCAGCGCUUCAGCGUCGAAGCUCAGGUUUCCGAGUUGUCCGUCGUCCUCGUGUCUCUGGGGAGCUUCGUGAGCGUCCUUCUCCUGGGCACCCUGGGGUACCUCGGCCUGAGCAGGGCCAUCCGGCACCUGUGCCCGCCCCUGCCCACGCCCUGUGCCAGCACCGCUGUCGAGCUCCCUCACAGCCAGGGGAAGCAGGCUUGGCAGUGGAUCAGCCCGGCAGACUUCCCGGAGGAGUCGUCCCCAGAAAAGGUCCUGGUGGUGAGCAUGCCCUGCGACAAACACGAGGAGACCGACCUGGACACACCUGAGCCUCUUGAGGAGAAGCCGAAGCCGCCUCGGGGUGCUCCUGAGCCGGCCCUGGACACGGAGCUGCCCUCGGAGGACGGCAGACAGGUGCAAGAACACCUGGAGGCCGCCGCCCCGGGGCCUGGCGGGCAGGACGGUCUGGAGGGCAGCCGUGCCCAGGCGGCUGGACUCCUUCUGCUCCUGGGAGAUCGAAUGCAGAGCCCCAGGUUCCGUGACCCUGGGCACCCGGGCCUGGAGGCCUGAGGGAGAAACGCGAGCUUGCACCUCAUCUGGCGGUCAGAAAGACCCGUGAUCACAAUCAAGACGGCUGGCUAAGUGCUCCUUGCAUCCCCAGCCUGUCCCAUCCAGACACUCGCGGGAUGUGCUGAAUCCCCAUCACUACCUUGAGAGGUCGUGGCUGUUCUGUUUUACAGAGGUGACCACUGAGGCUCAGAGAGGGCAAGCGCCUAGCCUAAAGCCACACAGCACGGACAGGAGUCAAAGCCGGGCCAAGUGACCUUAAUCCCAUUUUCACCCCUUGCCUCUGGUGCCACUGACCCUCCUCCUCCCACCUACUCUGUCCAGCACCUGUUGUGACAUGUCCUGUGGUGGAAACCCUAGAAACCACCAAGAAACGGACACUGCUACACCCGG
Messenger RNA from Equus caballus (horse), 2864 nucleotides. RefSeq names its product interleukin 12 receptor subunit beta 1 (gene IL12RB1). Gene Ontology annotation, biological process: cytokine-mediated signaling pathway. The record is from RefSeq and is a predicted model, not a curated record. Gene Ontology annotation, cellular component: signaling receptor complex; external side of plasma membrane. Lineage: Eukaryota; Metazoa; Chordata; Mammalia; Perissodactyla; Equidae. Gene Ontology annotation, molecular function: cytokine receptor activity; cytokine binding.